AUGUCCGCAACAGAAAACCUUGGUCCGGAUUCAGUAAAACAAGUCGCUCUCGGCACUGUGCCAUAUGAAACCAGCUGUAACGGGCAAGCCGCCCCGCAGUGGAGCACUGAGCGGAAGAACAUUGAGGGUUACGCGGAAGAAUCGUUAGAACUACGCGACUACGCGAGCGUGGAGCGUGAGGAACUACGCGGGCGCGGAGCCUCAUUGACAGUUUCCUCACUGAAUGCAGAGCUCAAGUCUGACUGA
Messenger RNA from Histoplasma mississippiense, 246 nucleotides. RefSeq lists its product with no specific name. The coding region runs from base 1 to 246 and encodes 81 amino acids. The record is from RefSeq and is a predicted model, not a curated record. Lineage: Eukaryota; Fungi; Ascomycota; Eurotiomycetes; Onygenales; Ajellomycetaceae. The transcript is spliced from 3 exons.